Messenger RNA from Pteronotus mesoamericanus, 294 nucleotides. RefSeq names its product serine protease inhibitor Kazal-type 7-like. The coding region runs from base 37 to 294 and encodes 85 amino acids. The transcript has 4 exons. Gene Ontology annotation, molecular function: protein binding. NCBI's taxonomy places the organism in Eukaryota, Metazoa, Chordata, Mammalia, Chiroptera, Mormoopidae. The record is from RefSeq and is a predicted model, not a curated record.
GCCCUGAGCAGCCUCGGCAUCGCAGCCACCUCCACCAUGAAGGCCAUCAAGACUCUCCUCCUGCUCUGUAUGGUGACAUACUUCUGCAGCAGCUCAGAAGCCGCUAGCCUGCCUUUAACAACUGUGGACUGCACCAUUUACAAGAAGUACCCAGUGGUGGCCAUCCCCUGCCCCAUCACCUACAUGCCUGUCUGCGGUUCUGACUACAUCACCUAUGGGAACGAAUGCCUGUUGUGUACUGAGACCCUGAGAACUUAUGGAAAGGUUCAGUUUCUUCAUGAAGGAAGAUGUUAA